Caenorhabditis briggsae is the source of this 291-nucleotide messenger RNA. The record is from RefSeq and is a predicted model, not a curated record. Lineage: Eukaryota; Metazoa; Nematoda; Chromadorea; Rhabditida; Rhabditidae. Bases 1 to 291 code for a protein of 96 amino acids. The transcript has a single exon.
AUGAGUGUGGUUCAUUCCGCAACUCAUAUUGUUCGAAUGAUGGCAAUUCCAUUGUCCAAGACUGGUCAGAAGAUGGUGAUGACGAUGAACCGCCUGAUGUUGGCAAAGCAGAUAGAAGGCUCGAUAAUUAAGAAAACGACGAGAGUCCAAUUGCCACCCAGAAUGAAGUUUGUGAUACAAGUGACAAAACUUUUUUUAUCGAAAACUAGGACAAUCUUAAAAAUGAAAAUAAGAAUCAUCAUCAAAAGUUUCAUAAUUUCCAAAGAAAUUAUUCGUCAACAAAAAAUGUGA